Molecule: messenger RNA, 2244 nt
Organism: Pocillopora verrucosa
Lineage: Eukaryota; Metazoa; Cnidaria; Anthozoa; Scleractinia; Pocilloporidae
Source: RefSeq, a predicted model, not a curated record
AUGGAAAUCAAUGGUAAACUGUGUAUGAUGGAGUUAGACACAGCUGCAGAUUUCUCAAUAAUGAGUAGAAGUGAAUAUCUAGAGAGGUUUGCAGACAAGCCUCUGUCUCCUUCUAAAGUAACACUUAAGACAUACACGGGUGAAUUACUUGAUGUGUCAGGGGAAAUGCAGUGUGACAUAGUGUAUAAGGGUAAACCAUACUCUCUACCCAUUCUUGUAGCCAAUUAUGAUGCAAAACCUACUUUACUUGGUAAAAACUGGCUGCGGCACAUUAAGUUUGAGUGGGGUGAGAUAUUUUGUAUUCCCAAGGGAGACCCUAGGAGUGCUGAUAGUCAACUAAAUGAGUUGCUAUCUAAACAUAGCGAAUUGUUUACUGAGGGUUACAAAGGUAUGACGGGCCUUGAGGCCCAUAUUACUAUGAGAGGCGAUGCAAAACCUGUAUUCGUGAAAGCGCGUAGGGUUCCAUACGCUUUAAAAGAGCAAGUCGAAAAAGAGUUAGACAAACUAGAAAGGCAUGGUGUGAUUAAGAAAGUUGACAGGUCACUUUGGGCUAGCCCAAUUGUGGUAGUGCCAAAGGCUGAUAACACUGUCAGAAUAUGUGGAGACUACAAAUCCACUAUCAAUCAGUCAGUUGAAAAUGAGCAAUAUGUUUUACCUACUACUCAGGAUUUGUAUGCUGCUCUGGUUGGCUCUAAGGUAUUUAGUAAGCUUGAUCUAUCACAUGCCUAUGCCCAGCUGAAUGUUGACAAAGAAAGUCAAGAGUACUUGACAAUUACCACUCAUAAAGGCCUUUAUUCCUACCAGAAAUUGCCCUAUGGGGUCAAGUCAUCCCAAAAAAUCUUUCAAGCAAAAAUGGAUCAAAUUCUUCAGGGAAUUGAAAAAUGUGUUUGUAAACAAGAUGACAUCUUGAUAGGGGGCAAUGACAGGCAAGAGAAUCUCAAGAUACUUGCUGAUGUGUUGGACAGGCUACACCAAUACAAUUUGCAUUUAAAACUGGCAAAAUGCGAGUUUUUGAAACCUGAAGUGGUUUAUCUAGGUCUGAGAAUAAGUGCCGAAGGCCUGCAACCGGUGGAGGAGAAGAUCAGUGCAGUGAAAAGAGCCCCAGCCCCAAAGAAUGUGAGUGAAUUAAGGUCCUUCCUGGGCAUGGUUCAGUAUUAUCGUUCCUUUUUGCCAGGGCUGGCUACAACCUUAGCACCUCUGCAUAGGCUUUUGCAGAAAAAUAUUCAAUGGGAAUGGACAGAUGACUGCCAGAAAGCUUUCGAGGCAUGCAAGGAGGGCCUCACCAGUGAGUCGCUGUUGAUCCACUAUGAUCUAAAUCGUGAGCUUAAGUUAGCUUGUGACGCAUCGAGUUAUGGUUUGGGGGCAGUGCUUAGUCAUGUAAUGGAAGAUGGUCAAGAAAGGCCAAUAGCAUAUGCGUCACGUACCCUCAGCUCAAGUGAGAAAUAUUAUGCUCAAAUUGAACGGGAGGCCUUGUCUAUUAUUUUCGGGGUAAAAAAAUUUAAUCAGUUUCUAUAUGGACGAAAGUUCACUUUAGUAACUGACCACCAGCCAUUGUUGGCUAUUUUGGGCCCAAAAGCUGCUAUACCCACACUUGCAGCUGCCCGUAUGCAGCGCUGGGCACUUGUCCUUUCAGCAUAUGACUAUAACAUUGAGUACAGGAGCUCCGAGAAGCACAGCAACUGUGACGCCCUCUCUAGAUUACCCCAUGAAGAGUCUAAGAUUGGCAGUGAGAGUGAGAUUUACAAUGUAAGUGCCAUUGACAAAGAUUUCCCUAUAACUGCAAAAGAGAUUGGGAAAGCUACAUUGAUGGAUCCAGGGUUAAGCAAGGUACUUGAUUGGGUCAUGGUGGGGUGGCCAGAGGUUUGUGAUGAAGAUUUAAAACCCUAUUACACCCGUCGACAUGAACUUUCCUGCGAACAAAAUUGCAUUCUCUGGGGUUCAAGGGUGAUCAUUCCCCCAGUAUUUAGGGAAAAGAUGUUGGAGGAGUUACAUUGGGAGCACCCAGGCAUUUGUGCAAUGAAAGCAAUAGCACGCACCUGUGUUUGGUGGCCCAAGAUGGAUGAGGAAAUUGAACAAAAGAUUAAACUAUGCUCAGUGUGUCAGGAUGUGCGGACCUCUCCACCUUGUGCCCCAUUGAUACCCUGGAAAUGGGCCACACGACCCUUUCAGCGUAUUCAUCUUGAUUUUUGUCAGAAAGGGAGUGAUUUUUUUUUGUGGUGGUUGAUAGUUUUUCAAAAUGGAUAG